CAAAACUUACCAUCUCUCUUAUUAUUAUCUACAAACAUUACGCUUUCGACAUUACUGAGCCUAGCAGUAUGCAGGACGCGUGUCAUGAACUUCGUAUAGACCUCGCUCACCGUGGAGUCUAUGUGGCUCGCAGAAUCUGAAGUUCUGAGGUUCGAUUCUUCAUUCUUCAUUCUUCUCGUGACAAAACGAAAAAACAUCUUUCUCAAAAAACCAUUUGUGAUAAGAUUGAUAAUGUUAAUAAUUCAUCGCAAAGACUUGUUUGUGCGUGAUUGCAUUCAGUGGAUCAUGGGACUGGGAAUGCCUUCAUCAAAAGUGGAGAAAGUCUACUGAUUUUAAGUUCUUUCAAGCGCAGUGAGAUGGAAGUGCUCCUUUGAGAGUUGAUUCUCUUGGUGAGGGCGUUUUGCUGUUCUUGUUGAAAAAGAGAAGAACUUAUCUUUUCAGUUGGGCAUUCUGGAAAAUCGACAUUCCUUUCUAGCGGGGUAUUACGAAGCAAAACAGGUAAAUGUCAGUGGUGACUUCUUGUAAAUGAACACCUGAAGAGUACUUGUUUCGUGGGAGAAUGCGAAAUCUUGUUCAUCGAUUAACAUUCUCUUGUGUUAGCUCACCUAUACGCAAGACUGUAUAAAGGCGUUUCAGCCGCUCUUCCAAUUUGAUACUUGCUAACUAGGUAGGAAGUAUAAAUAAUUCAGUACAAGAUAUCGAAAGUGAAGUAGAUUCAGAGUUCGAAAGCUGUCUAGGAGAGACCCGAAACUCCAACAGUUGCUUACUUCAAUCUUGUUAUUAUUAACUCCUGAAUCAGUUAUUUUCACUUUCAAUUCGGUCACUAGUCACACUCAAACGAGCUUAAUUUUAAUAACUUUAAAAUACAAUAGUAGUCUGAGAAAAUAUAGCACGAAGUAUGAAUCGCAUCUACAGCCAAAUGGGUGAAGUAGAAUCAAAUUUGAAGGACACCGAGAUGUUGGAACCGACCGAGAAUGUUCUACGUGUUGAGAUUACAGACAUUGAUAUCGUGUAUACUGGUUCUAACUGUGAACUGUUUCAAGUACAGAAGUGUAAAUGGUGUGCCAAGAAUUAUUGUUAUGAUACAGCAACUGAGCACGAUAAAGAAAAUUACUACGGUGCGCAAGUUGACACGGCGAGUGUUAAACACAGAAAGAGAUGUUCGCUGGCCAUUGAUUCUCCAAUGCCAGUUGUUCAAAAGCGAGGCUGCCUGAAUUCUACUAAGUAUGUUUUACUCAGAGCUGAACUGAAAGGUCUACAAGACAGAGGAGAAUUUGAGAAACAUGAGGAAUUGAUACAACUUCAAUUGUUGAAAAUGUCGGCCGAGGAUGUUGACAAGGAAGCAAGUCUCCGAAUUGAGCGCGCUAUGGCGUUAUAUUUUCAAAACAAUGUAAAAGAUGCUAAGAAAAUAUUGAAAAUGAUCCUUAAGCAAGAACAAUAUCUGAAAAACCCCGGUAUUCUGACUGGAAGAGCCUUAACCCUACUCACGGCGAUUUACAAACAUCAGGGAAAAUAUGGGAAUGCGAUGGAGUGCGUACAGAAGGCCGACACAGCUCUUGAAUAUCAAGACUCCCGUGACGAUAAAGCUGAACUUUAUCACAGCUAUGGAGCCUUGCUCAACUCUUUACCAACUACAAACCUUGCUCAGGAUACCAAAGCUACCAAGGAAGAAGCCUACAAAUCCUAUGAUAUGGCGUGCCAAUAUACAUCAAAUGAAGGAUUUAAGGAGUAUGUACACGUUAAAAUGGCUGCUAUGCUUUUAGUGUCCUGUUCUAAAGCAGUGGACAGCAACAACUCCCUCUAUAAAGAGGAUGUUGAGAGGGCAAAACUACACCUGGACUUCACUGAAUUCGGAGCAGCGGCAGACAACAUGGCACUAGGGACAAAAAUUAAACAUCUGCUAUUCAGGUCUGAUCAGCACUUCUUUGAGGAGAAUGUUGCUAUGGCUUUUGAGAAAGCUCAUGAAGCAAUGGUGCUCAUCCAAAGAAAUGGGUUCGAACUGGAACGCAUUUCGGCUGAAAAGCGGUUGAAUCACUUGUCCGAGAUACUAAAGCAACAAAAUGAGGAAUGGCGAGGUAAAGAACCACACCUGGGCGAUGAUUAUCUUGGUGACAGCGAGAGGUCCGAGAGUGAGAAUGCUCAGUUUGACUAAAGGUUUUCAACUUAGAAAUUAUGGCGGUUACCUUCAUGUAAUAAUGAAAGUAAUGAUAAUAAUAAAUAAUAAC
Messenger RNA from Pocillopora verrucosa, 2225 nucleotides. RefSeq lists its product as uncharacterized. Gene Ontology annotation, molecular function: protein binding. Lineage: Eukaryota; Metazoa; Cnidaria; Anthozoa; Scleractinia; Pocilloporidae. The record is from RefSeq and is a predicted model, not a curated record.